UCGAAUUUGAACUCAGGUCCUCCUGACUUCAGGGCCAGUGCUGUAUCUACUGUGCCACCUAGCUGCCCCCACCACCCAAUUUAAGAUUGUGCAGCUGUAUGCUGGAGUGUUUCUACUGGGGAGAAACACUCUCAUUUUACUGAUCAUAGAUAUAGAACUACAGGGGCCUUAGAAACUCUGUUCCCAAGAGUUCUUAGUCUUUGUAUGUGUCUGUGUAUCAUGGUGCCCUUUGACAGUUCAGCUGAAGUCUAUGGGUGCUUUCUCAGAGUAAUGUUUUUAAAUGCAUGAAAUAAAAUAAGGUAGUAAAAGAAACCUAACUAUAUUGAAAAAAUAAUUAUACCAAUAUUAUUUUACAACGAGUUUACCUAUCCCAGUUUAGCCCCUUAUCUUGUCCAACCCCCUGAGGCUGCAGGGAUCCAGGGAUUUGCCCAAGGCCUGAUGCUGACCAAGCAGUAAUCUCCUGGAAGAAAGCCUCUGACUCUGCCCCCAACCCCAGCCCUGUUUGCUACUAAUGUGACUUUGGCCAAGUCCCUCAAUCCACCUGAGCCACUAGGAUUAGAUGAGCUCUAAGGGCCAUUCCAGACCCUAAGUGGGAGAGCUUCCAUUCACAACCAAGUCAGUGCACAGAUGCUCCAUCCAGGGGCCCUUCCCAUUCUACCACUAUCUCCUCUGUGGGGACAGAGAUAAGUGACUGAGCCCAACUCACAAGAACUCCCGACAGACCUGGGCUAUAAUAUAGUGUCUCAGGGUCUACCCCACUCUCGGCUGCUCAGCUACACUCUGAAGCCCCCUUAUGCCAACUGUGAGAGAAUGUGUCAGGUUAAGGGGGGGAGGGGGGAGAAGGAGAGGCCUUCUCCCAGAGCCAAGUACUCUGGGUACAAAGGCCUUUUUAGACAGGGCAGAAAAGUUCCUAGUCUCUUAAAAACUAGAGCCUAGUGCCCUCAUUUUUUUACUUGGGUAUAAAUUGCAGUCUCCUAUUAUCUAUGGGCCAGAAAACUAAAAUCAGCAAUGUUUGAAAGUCCUGCCCCGCCCCCUCCAAUUUGUCAUCCUUCACCGGACCAGGGAGCCUGGGCCAAGCUUGGUUAAGCACCUGUUUCUCAUGGAAAGGCCUCCAGGGCCGGAGCCUUCAUCUCACCAGGGGUAGUGCAAAGUCUGCCCAUGCUGAGUGGACAGACCUGUCUGGUUUCUCCCCCACCCCCACUCCCUUGAACUCCCAGGGACCUUGUUAAUCCAAGUGACGGGAAGCUUUCCUCCAGUUCUUCGGAACCCUGACACCCCCCUCCCCCACCCCGAAUUCCCCUUUCGGUAAAUCAAAUGUUUAACCCGCCCUUUGGAGGCUGAUCUCCUGGGAGGCAGUCUCCACCUGGUGGUGCGGUCACACCUCUGCGAGCCCAGAGGCCCCCAGGGACAGUUUGUUUGUGAGCCAAGGGGAGAGCAGGCGACCCUAGGCUUACGGGGGAGAGGGGGAGCUCAUCUGAUCCUGUUUCCAGGGCAACGCCCCCGGCUCUAGCUGGAGGGGCAGGAGUGGUCGAGAGGAGAAAUAAGUAGGCACCUGGCCUUGGCCGCCCCGGACCCAGAAGCGGGGCAGCGGCUAUGGCUUACAGCGGCGGCUCCGGCGGCGGCAGCAGCAGCAGUUCUGGUUCCUGGUGGAAAUCAUUCGCCAAUAGCAGCUGGAAGAAAGGCAAGGACAGUAGUGGGGGCGGGAGCGCAGGGGCGCAGCCUCCAUCCCCUGCAGGCCCGCAGCCCGGCUCCACGGAGCCCUCUCCGCCCAGCCCGGACUGCCAGCACCCCGGCCUCCCGGGCACCGCCGACCCCAGGCUCGAUCGCUUGGGCGAGGAGAAAUCAGGCGGCAGUCGCCGCAACCUGAAGAUUUCCCGCUCGGGCAGGUUCAAAGAGAAGAGGAAGGUGCGGGCCACCCUGCUCCCGGACGGGACCAAGCCCCAGGAGGACUCGGAAUUUCCCUGCGCCCCUCACGAUGACAGGCAGUAGCCCAGGCGCCCCAGCGCUGCCCUCCAGAUUGCAGAUCUUGGGGGAGCCCGGAGGUGCAGCGGGACGGACCUCCACCGGCUCUGCUCCCCCUCCCCCAAUCUGAACUUAAUAUCCAUAUUAUGCCCUGGGAGCUUUCAUUACUGUGUCGAUGGAAGAGACAGUAGAGUUCUCAGUAUUUCAGGACUCAAUGAGGCAUCGACUUUUAAGAGUAACCACCUGCUAUUUGGCGUUUAUUUAAUAUAAUUAUUUUUCAGAAAACUCAUGGGUUCCUUCCUUCGCCACCACUCUCUUUUUUAUUUUGAGGGGAAGAAGAGUGCAUUCUCAAAUUUAGCUCCACCAAAGAGGAGUUUCCAUUGUGAUUCAGAACCUUCUCUCUACAAAGUGCCAGGACAGUAUUUCCUGUAUGGGAAAGGCACUUUAAAAGUGUCAGUAGCGGCGGUGGUACCAGUGUGCUUAGAACCACGCCUACCGAGAAGGUUUUUAAGCAGUGCGGGGAGUGGAAAGCGCCGAAUCUGGAGUCAGAUCUUGGCUUUGCAUCUAGGUUCUUCCAUUUGUGUGACCUUGAGCAAGUCAAGAGCCUGUAGGCCUCUCCUCCUCCUCCUCCUCCUCCUCCUCCUCCUCCUCCUCCUCCUCCUCCGUAAAGAGAACGGGUCAGACCAGAUGACCCCUGAGCUCUUCUGCCAGCUCCAAAUCUGUGAUUUUGGCAGUCUGGAUUUCUUUCCAUCCUGCAAUACCAAAUGGGAAUGCCUCUUUUUAGUGUGGACCAUUAAAAGUGGCUUGCAGUGUCAGACUUUAAGGUGACUCCUGUUUCUGUCUUUCCCCCCCCAUCUCGAAACCCAUCCAACUUAAAACAGGAAAGUCUUGGGAACAGAGAGUUAAUCAUUUGCCGGAUAUAUUGCAGCUAUAAGGCUCUAACUAGGAGAACCCUUUCCAGAGACAGCAGGGGCAACAGCUGUAAAUGUGGAAUGAUUUGCAAAUCAAAUUCUGGAGAAUGGAGAAAGGGAGAACUAAGCCAUGAUCCCCAAACUCACCUUUUAUUUGGUAGCAUUUUUCUGGGAAUAUUGUAUUUCCCAUUGCUAGUAACCUAGCCUUUUUGUCCCCCAUAAGUAGGCAACCUUUGAAAGACUGACAAUGAUGCAGAGAGAGAAAUUAUUUCCAACAGAUGGACAGUACCUUUUACAUUUGGGCAAAGGAGAAUUUUUGCUCUGCUUCUUUGCUUCAGAUGAUUUCUGUAUGCUGAAGCAUGCUUUUGUCUAGUUUGAGAAGCAACAGGUGAAGCUUUGCAACAAAAAUGCAUCUGUUUGCUUUGACCAUGUACUUCAAGAAAGAGUAAGUGAAUCCCCCCUGCUUUCAGGGAAUGACAAUAGAGUUAUUGUAACAGGAAGAGGCUGAGGGAACCUUUCUUUCCCCAGCCCACUGCAUUUAUAAAUAGGGAGAAACUCAGAUGAAAUACUAACUUUGGUGACAAGGCUUCCAUUAUUUAUAAGCCAGGAGCUGGAUGAAAUCUCUGGAUUUGGUGGGAGGAGGGAACUGAGGGGGGUGUGUGUGUGUGUGUGUGUGUGUAUACAUAUAUGUGUGUAUGUGUGUGUAUAUAUGUGUCUAUUUUUAAAAUUAAAUUAGGUCAUUGGGGAAGUCAGACAUGGAAGCUGUCAUCUGAGUUGAAGCAGAGAAUAAAUAAAAAAUAUCAAGUUGAUAAGGAAGGAACUGAGAUGAAUCUCCCAAAAUGUUGUUCAUGUGAGAAAAUAGCCAGAAUAGACAUGAGAAAUUCAAAAAGAUGAUGUUUUAUAUGUGAAUACCCACAGACCAACUACCUCUCAAAAGGAAAUUCUAGUUGACCUCAGUGAUGGUGAGCAGUUACAUGCAUUGAAAUACAGUAUUGAGUCCGUAAAGUUAUUAUUUUUUAAAGAUGUUGCUUUUUUUUAGGCAUCAGUUUUCAUUCUGAGAAUUAGGGUUUUUUGGAGAAGGGGGUCUUUGGAUAUAUUUUUAAAAAUUUAACAAAAAGAAGACAAAAGAAAAGAUGGGGCUGAUUGUUGUGAGAGAAAAAGAGGAGGUCUGCCAGGUCAAUCGGAGUGGUUUUAAUUGGUGAUAAAGUUGAGAUUGUCUGGGGAGAGGUCUAGAGAGCCAGCAUCAUGUACUUUAAAACUUCAACCCAAAGUGUCAGUAGAAAAUUAAAAUGAUGAUAGCAACUAUUUUCAGAAGAAAUAUUUAAUGAUCUGAAAUACCACCUGUAAGGGCUGUUUAGGAAAACAGUAUUCUCUCACAGUAUUACUAAUGUGGAAAUAUGUUUACAUGAUUGCACAUAUAUGGCCUGUAUCAAAUUUUAGGGAGGGGAGGAGA
This is a messenger RNA of Phascolarctos cinereus (koala), 4326 nucleotides long. It is a transcript of the gene PRR15, whose product is annotated as proline rich 15. NCBI's taxonomy places the organism in Eukaryota, Metazoa, Chordata, Mammalia, Diprotodontia, Phascolarctidae. The record is from RefSeq and is a predicted model, not a curated record.